This is a messenger RNA of Orussus abietinus, 1339 nucleotides long. RefSeq lists its product as uncharacterized. Bases 73 to 540 code for a protein of 155 amino acids. The transcript has 2 exons. Lineage: Eukaryota; Metazoa; Arthropoda; Insecta; Hymenoptera; Orussidae. The record is from RefSeq and is a predicted model, not a curated record.
CGUCGCGUCCCUAGUACCUUCCAGUAGCUCUUUGGAGUGUUUUGUAAUGAGUAAACGUUUGAGGUAUUAAUAAUGGCGAGUGAUUCCGAGAAAGCGGACGCAAUGGAACAAACGAAUAACGAGGACGGCGGCUGCGGAUGUCGAUUGCAGUGCUUCGAUCGAAUAAGCGACGAGAUGGUGAUGAACUUUGUGCGAGACUUCAACGAGUUGAAGACAAAGGACGAGCAAGAUAUGUUUCUGCAAGGUCUUAUAGAGCCGGACUCGAUAAAGCAGCGAAAGCCUCGUAAGCCUAUACCAAAGAAAAGGAAUAGCAAUUUUAAGUACUACGUUUACAAUAACGAUGUUCGGAUACGCGUUUGUAAACGAGUGUUCAUGUCCUUCCACGGUAUUACCGACAAAAGAGUGAGACGUUUAUGUACCUUGCUGCUCGCGGGAGAAAUACCGACAGACAAAAGAGGUAGAGUCGGGAAGAUACCAAAGGAUUCAAAUAAUAAGCCGUGUCAACAGGUCAUAGACUAUCUCGAGGCAUCCAUUUUUUAACGCUAUUGAUAGUCACGCCUGGGAAAUCGUACUGAUUAAUGUAAUCCUUUGGGAGGAUCUCUGGAUCGUUCUUAUUUAUUUGUAUACCGCUUUGUAGUUAAUAUUAUAUAAGACGACGAUGGUAAAAACUAAAUUUUAUACAAAGCUGUAUUUGAGAAAUGGUUCAAGAUGAGAUCCCGAUAACUUCGAUGACGUGAUAACUAAGAGGAAAUUUCAAAUCUAGCUCAAAGGGAAUAUAUAUAACGCGCAUAUAUAAAGAGCUAAUAUAUUUUAUGAUGAUAUAAUAGAAUGUCGUAAAAAGUUUGUACUUAGACGUAUGUUUUGCUAUGAAGUAUAUUAUAAGCAAAUGAAAGUGACCAGUUAGACUGACUUCUCGGAACUUAUUUAAAGUUAAUGACUUUUCGUUUUCCAAUCUCGUUAUUAAUUCAUUAGGGCCGAAAAAGAUAUCUAUAUUUUCUGUAAUAAUUGUAAACCGAUUGUGUCGAUUCCAGUUGAAUCACACAUAACGUUUCACAAGGCAUAAAACUGAAUCGUUCAUAGAGUACACUUAGCAAUGUAAGGUAGAAACAUAAAGCCUUUAAACAAGAAUAGACUGCUGUAAGUACAAAGAGCUUCUUCUUGCCAGAAACACCACAAAAAGUAUAUAUUACAAAAAAGUAAAGCCUGCGUGCUAUUUUAGAGAUAUUUUUUCUCUCUUCCGCUGGAGUAGUCCAUAUUUAUUCUAUAUUAUAACAGUAUUCCUAACCUCUGUGUAAAGUUUGUACGUGAAUCGAUGAAAGAUUAAAAUUUUCCAUCGAUA